Molecule: messenger RNA, 1632 nt
Organism: Prunus persica (peach)
Lineage: Eukaryota; Viridiplantae; Streptophyta; Magnoliopsida; Rosales; Rosaceae
Product: adenosine deaminase-like protein
Exons: 11
Coding region: 146-1243 (365 amino acids)
Biological process (GO): inosine biosynthetic process; adenosine catabolic process
Molecular function (GO): adenosine deaminase activity
Source: RefSeq, a predicted model, not a curated record
UACUCAUUGAGUAUCAUGUCAUUGACUUGACCCUUCAUGGUAGAGGAGAGUGGAGGAGAGGAGCUAAUUUAGCCGUAGUGGCUACACGCAGCAGCUAAAAGCAAGAUAAGAACAAAAAACAGAGUUAAGUAAGUGUAAGAAAAGCAUGGAGAUGGAGGGCUGGGUGUCAAUGCCAAAGGUGGAACUUCACGCUCACCUCAAUGGAUCUGUCAGAGACUCCACUUUACUAGAACUUGCCAGAGUUUUGGGUGAGAAGGGUGUCAUAGUUUUCUCAGAUGUGGAGCACGUUAUACUGAAAAAUGAACGUUCUUUAACCGAAGUGUUCAGGUUGUUUGACCUGAUCCACAUUCUUACUACUGACCACAAAAUUAUCACAAGAAUUACCAAAGAAGUUAUUGAAGAUUUUGCUUCUGAGAAUGUUGUGUAUCUGGAGCUAAGAACAACUCCUAAGAAAAAUGACUCCAUAGGAAUGAGCAAACGCUCUUACUUGGAAGCAGUAUUGGAGGGUAUAAAGGCUGUCAAUACAGUUGAUGUUGCUUUUAGGCCUCACAAUGCUGAUGUCAGCAAUGUCAAGAGUUCUUCACUUAUAAAUGAUACAUGUAACGGAAGUACAAGAAAAGAGAUUUAUGUUAGGCUUCUUUUGAGCAUUGACCGCAGGGAAAGCACAGAGGCUGCAAUGGAAACUGUGAAGCUUGCACUGGAAAUGAGAGAUUUAGGUGUAGUUGGUAUUGACCUUUCUGGAAAUCCAAUUGUGGGAGAAUGGAUGACAUUUUUUCCAGCAUUAAAAUUUGCUAGAGAGCAGGGUCUUUAUAUAACCCUUCAUUGUGGAGAGGUGCCUAAUCCAAAGGAGAUACAAGCAAUGCUGGAUUUUCUACCACAGAGGAUUGGUCAUGCAUGUUGCUUCGAAGAAGAGGAAUGGAAAAGGUUCAAAUCUUUGAAUAUCCCGGUUGAGAUUUGUUUGACAUCCAACAUCAGGACUAAUUCAGUUCGUUCAAUUGAAGUUCAUCAUUUUGCUGAUCUGUAUAAUUCAAAACAUCCUUUAGUCAUCUGCACCGAUGAUUCUGGGGUGUUUUCUACCAGUCUUUCAAAGGAGUACAACCUUGCUGCUUCUGCGUUUGGUCUUGGAAGGAGGGGAAUAUUUCAGCUAGCACGAAAUGCAAUUGAAUAUAUAUUUGCUGAUGAUGAAGUGAAGAGAGAAUUGAAGGAGAUCUUUAAUUCUUCUGAAAAGAAGCUUGAUCAAUGAUUUCAAUUGCAUCGAGGGGCAUGCGUAACUGCUCAUAGUACAGUUGUUUGCAAGCACUAGAGCUACUCAUUUUCUGCAGAAAAAAUCAUUUCUCAAUUGUGGCCGGGCACCAGCUGAUACACUGGCAUUCAACUUUGCAGAUUUCUUAGCUCGAUCAUAUCAAGUAUUCAGCCGUCUAGCCCUGGAAAUCCAUAUAUGAUAAUUAGAGUAUAAUAAAGUUAUUAGAAUGUCCUAGGGAAGUCAGAAGUAGCUGGUAGACCAGGCCUUCAGUUAUUGAAAUUUUUUAAAAUAAUGAUUCUCUUUUUAAGUAUAUCACAAUCUUGAUUGAAUAAUAGAACGAACUUUGUCACAGAUGUUUCAUAUAAGAAUUUAUUUCUCAUGUUUGAAAA